AUGAAGGUGGUGAAUGAGGAGUGUCCCACCAUCACCCGCAUCUACAACAUCGGCAAGAGCUCGCGGGGGCUGAAGAUCUACGCCAUGGAGAUCUCCGACAGCCCGGGCGAGCACGAGACGGGAGAGCCCGAGUUCAGGUACACGGCGGGGCUGCACGGGAACGAGGUGCUGGGCCGGGAGCUGCUGCUCCUGCUGAUGCAGUUCCUGUGCAAGGAGUACCAGGACGGCAACCCCCGGGUGCGGAGCCUGGUGACCGAAACCCGCAUUCACCUCGUGCCCUCCCUCAACCCCGACGGCUACGAGCUGGCCCGUGAGGCGGGCUCUGAGCUGGGCAACUGGGCGCUGGGCCACUGGACAGAGGAGGGCUACGACCUCUUUGAGAACUUCCCUGACUUGGCUUCGGCGCUGUGGGCGGCUGAGGAGAGGAGGCUGGUGCCCCACAAGUUCCCCAACCACCACAUCCCCAUCCCAGAGCACUACCUGGCUGAGGAUGCCACGGUGGCAGUGGAGACACGGGCCAUCAUGGCGUGGAUGGACAAGAACCCCUUUGUGCUGGGAGCCAACCUGCAGGGUGGGGAGAAGCUGGUGUCCUACCCCUUCGACACGGCCCGGCCCAUCAGUGAGACGCCGGCGGCCGCCCCUCGCCCACCAGACGACUACGAGGAAGACAACCCCGAGCUGCAGGAGACUCCUGACCACGCCAUCUUCCGCUGGCUCGCCAUCUCCUAUGCCUCGGCCCACCUCACCAUGACCGAGACCUUCCGUGGGGGCUGCCACACGCAGGACAUGACCAACGCCAUGGGCAUUGUGCAGGGGGCCAAGUGGCACCCCCGGCCUGGCAGCAUGAAUGACUUCAGCUACCUGCACACCAACUGCCUGGAGCUCUCCAUCUACCUGGGCUGCGACAAGUUCCCCCACGAGAGCGAGCUGCAGCAGGAGUGGGAGAACAACAAGGAGUCGCUGCUCACCUUCAUGGAGCAGGUCCAUCGGGGCAUUAAGGGCUUGGUCACAGACCAGCAGGGAGAACCCAUCGCCAACGCCACCAUCGUCGUGGGGGGCAUCAACCACAACAUCAAGACAGCCAGCGGCGGGGACUACUGGCGCAUCCUGAACCCGGGCGAGUACCGCGUCUCGGCUCGGGCCGAAGGCUACAACCCCAGCGUCAAGACCUGCAGCGUCUUCUAUGACAUUGGGGCCACUCAGUGCAACUUCGUCUUGUCGCGCUCCAACUGGAAACGCAUCCGGGAGAUCAUGGCCAUGAACGGGAACCGGCCCAUCCGCCGCAUCGUGCCUGGCCGCCCUAUGACACCUCGCGAACGCAUGCGCCUGCGUAUGCGCCUCCGGCACCGCAUGCGGCUCCGGCAGCAGAUGAGGCUGCAACGUCUCAAUGCCACCACAUCCCCCAGUGGCCCCACGGCCCCGCCGCCCACCACAGCCCUACCCUUCCCCUUCAGCAGCACUGCCUACACACCCUGGAGCCAAGAGCCACCCACAGCCAGCACCUGGGAGACGGAGACCGAAACAGAGGUGGUGACCGAGCUGGUAACGGAGACAGAGGCCUGGGAACUAGGCACAGGGACAGCGCAGCCCUUCACCACGGCCGAGACCUACACCGUGAACUUUGGUGACUAG
Messenger RNA from Phaethon lepturus (White-tailed tropicbird), 1632 nucleotides. RefSeq names its product AE binding protein 1 (gene AEBP1). The record is from RefSeq and is a predicted model, not a curated record. Gene Ontology annotation, molecular function: metallocarboxypeptidase activity; zinc ion binding; RNA polymerase II transcription regulatory region sequence-specific DNA binding. The transcript is spliced from 7 exons. Gene Ontology annotation, biological process: negative regulation of transcription by RNA polymerase II; proteolysis. NCBI's taxonomy places the organism in Eukaryota, Metazoa, Chordata, Aves, Phaethontiformes, Phaethontidae. The annotation marks the transcript as partial.